AUGUCUCGAUCCCGCCACGCCAAGCCUUCCAGAUUAGUCAGGAGGGAAGAUCUAAACAAAAAGAAAAACAGUCAACUGAAGAAGACCCUCAGGCCAGUCAACAGAAAUGUGGCAUCAGGCAAAACCAUGAGCCCCGGACAAUUAAAGCAAUUCAUUCAAGAAAGGGAGGUUAAGAAAAAAACGGAACCCAAACCACCACCCAUGCCAGUCAGAAGCCUGCUGACAAGAGCCAGCGCAGCACGAAUGAAGUUGGAGAGGACUGAGGCCCUUUUUCGGAACCCGGAGUCUUUAACCUGCAAUGGGUUUACAAUGACUCUCCGAAGAACCUCCCUUAGCAGGCGACUCUCCCAACCCCCACUGGUCAUAGCCAAACCCAAGAAAGUCUCACCUCCUAAGAAUUUAGAAAAGCAACAUAAGUGUGAUCAUAAGGUAACGCCCUCGGAGAAUGAUUCUGUACCAACACAAGACCCCCUAAUCCCUCCUGAUAUAGAGAAUCUAAUGGACAUACAAAAUGCGUCUUUAGUUACAGAUGAGAGCCAAGGGACAGCCCAGUCUUGGUGCCAAAGGGUGGAGGAUUCCCAAAUAAAUUUUCCCACUCACAGUGGCCCGGCAGCAGCCAUCCUUUCUGGGGCGCUGGAAGGGACACAUGGUGGUGAAGGACUGUUCUCUAAAGAGACAUUGGAUGACAUCAGUGAUUCCCCAAGAAUGUUUGCUCAGGACACUCUGUGUGCUCCUUUGCCCCUUCGAGCAGACCUUAACGUUACCUCGGAAGGAAACAGCAGCAUUCAGGUAGAAGAUUUGGGUUCACAAGUGGAAUCUCUUAAGCUAUCUGAUUCUUACCUGAAUCCCAUCCAAAGUGAACAUGAUUGCUGCCCCACCUCCAGCUUUAAUAAGGUUAUACCUGAAUUGGACCUUAGAAACUAUUUGUCAAUUGAUGGGUCAGUAUAUUCUACCUCAUUAUUAAAACUCUUCUUGGCGGGUUCAGAACAAGGAGCCCUUGGUGCUGAACCAGAUCCUCUGGAGGCCCUCAAGGCUACUCCAGAUCAGCGGGCGGUUCCUGAUAACACCCCUGUCUUAGGACAGGCCUUUAGUGCAGUCCCACAUCAAUGGGAAAUUCCUGGUGCUAAUCUGGUUCAUGGAGGGGCUCUGGGUGAGACCCCAGACCCACCAGAGAUCGCUGGUGCUAUUUCAGUCCAAGGAGAUGUCUUUGGUGCCAUCCUCAAUCAGGAAAUCCUGGGCCCAUACCAGAUGGGAGCGAGUACUGCCUCAGACCCAUCUGUCUUCCUUCCUGCUCCUCUAAACCCAGUUGCUACCUAUAACGCUCUCCCAGAAUGGCCUGAUCCCCAGAGCACGGUUUCAUACGGGCUCGAGGUCCAAGGUACUGUGCAGAUUUUACCUUUGGGCUCAGGUCACGGUCCUCAACCAUCCUCCAACUCAGAGGUAAAUUCCGAACCUGCGGUCAUGGCUAUACACCAUGUGGAAAAUGAGAAGCAAGUCCAUCUAAGCUUGCCACCAGCUGACACUCAGGGGUUUGCAUUAGCCCCUGAGGGAGGACUCCACCAUGCUUCACAGACCCUCGCCCUAGACACCCAGGCUGGUCCCAGCAAAUCGGAAGGAGGGAGCCCCCAGGUGGACACCACAGUGGUGUCUACGCCAGUGUCACUUGUCAGUACCUCCUCUUCUUCCCACACAACUGUGCUACCUACUUUGGAAAAGAAGAAACGGAAGCGAUGCGGGGUCUGUGAGCCCUGCCAGCAGAAGGCCAACUGUGGUGAAUGUACUUACUGCAAAAACAGAAAGAACAGCCACCAGAUCUGUAAGAAGAGGAAAUGUGAGGAACUGAAAAAAAAGCUGCCCGGCCUUGUGCCUAAGGUUAUAAAGGAAAACAAGAGGCCCAAGAGGGAAAAGAAGCCCAAAGUUUUAAAGGCAGAUUUUAAAAACAAAGCAGUAAAUGGCCCCAAGUCAGUAUCCAUGGACUACAGUGGAUGUGGUCAUGGGGAAGAAAAAAGAUUGGAACUGAACCCACAUCCCCCUGAAAAUGUAACUGAAAAUGAAGAAAGUAUGACAGGUAUUGAAGUGGAGAAGUGGACACAGAGCAAGAAAUCACAUUUAACAGAUCAAGUCAAAGGAGAGGUUAAGGCAAUCGUGACAGAAGGUGAAAAACUGGGAAGCUCUGAAGAUGACACGAAAAAAGUCCUACCUGACCCUCAAAAUUUGUUUGCACAAAUGGUAAAAAAUGGCAUUAAAAAUGUACACUACUUACCAACGGAAACAGAUGUGUCUUUUAAAAAAUUCAACAUUGAAGAAUUUGGCAAGGUGUCUGAAAACAAUUCCUGUAAACCCCUGAUAGACACUGCAAACCAGGACAAUGCCAUGAGCUCCAUUGCUGCUAAUGCAAGCAGCGAUCAUCUUACGGGGAGAAGCGAUGUUUUAGUCUUCCAGAAGCCGGGCUCUGAGUCGUUUCCUGAUCCUGCAGACUUCAGCUGCAUGAGUCCUACGAGUACACGUACUGAACGUGAUCAACCAAAAUCUCUAGAAAAUAUACCAACUUCAGAACCAAUACACGGAUCUCCAGUUCAACAAAAUCUUCUAUCCCUAGUGACAGAUAGGACAUUAACGCAGGAGCAAGUGGAUGUUAUAGAAGCUUUGGCUCAGCUUUCAAAACCCCCUGCAGAAAUUUCCUCACCAUCAACGUCUGAGAAGGAUGAAGAAAACGAGCAGAUGUCAGCUAGUUUGUUUAAUAACUGUAGAGCUUCCAUCUAUUCUGUAACAAAAGGCCUCAAAGAACCGUGUUUGCAGGGGGAGCCUCAAAGCCUUCACCAUUGCCCUUCUGUAGAAAAGCAAAGUUCAUGCCGCACGGUGGUGUUCAAUGGCCAGAGUCACAUUUCCAUGUCACCUAACAGUGCAGCUACUGACCAAGUAUCCCCGAAGCCACAGGAAUAUUCAAAAGCAAAAAAUUGCACAUCUCUUUUUACACCAAAUUCUAGUUCAUCUGAAAUUGACACCAAUAAAAAUGCUGUUCAUAAUAGCAGUAUUCUUGACAGUUGUUCAGAAAAUUUGCAUGCGUUGCCAUCAACAAGUGGUGAAUUGGGGUCCUGCAACCAGUUACUGGACAGCAGCAAAAAGUUAGACUCACAGGAUGAUCCAUCAUCAUGUCAAGAUACAGUUCAUACUCAAAUAGAGGAAGAUGUUGCUACCCAGUUAACACAACUUGCAUCAGUCAUUGAAUUCAGUUAUACAAAACCAGAGGAAACAAAUGUUGAAAGUACAUCAACAAACCUUGUGUAUAAUGUGCAAAAACACAGUCAGGAGAAGAACACAAUAAAACCGAAACCACGUUCCAGUUUAAAAAGUAACCAUGGCUCAUCAACAAAGCAAAAGAACAAAACCCGGAAAAAGACAAAAUCUGCUCCAUCCAGAGAACGGCGGAAAAAGAAGCCCGCAGUCACAAGUUGUCAAGAAAAUGAUCAGAAAAAGCAGGAAAAGCUGUCAUAUGAAUAUAAUAAGUUACAUGACAUUUGGAUAGCGUCUAAAUUUCAAAGAUUUGGUCAAAUUGGUCCACGUGAUUUUCCUAUUCGGUUGGGAAAAAUUCCUCCUGUAACCCACGUACGGACAACACUUACUCAAGCAAGUUUAGCAUUAAAACACAAGAAAUUAUUUCCUCCACUGGCUCAGAUAAAAUUUGAGCGAAAUUCUGGAUUAGCACAGGAAGAAAUGAUGAAUGUUGAUCCGCUGCAUUCUCACUCCAUAUUCCAUUUAAAAACAGAAUCCAAUGGGCAGGCGUUUACAGAAGAAGUUUCUAAUUCUCAGGUACAGCCGAUCGUGCAUGUCAGUCAGGAAGCUCAUCCUGCACUGCAGUCCUCCUCUCCCACCAAUCAGUGUGCUAAUGUGAUGGCUGACCAUGACCAAACACAGCUCCAGCAGGAUGUGGAAGACCAACUCAUGCAUCAGACGCUGCCAGCAUUACCUAGUGUCUCUCAUGAGACCCUUCCAUCGGACCCAGGACAAGGGCUCAGGAAUGUAAAUGUAGAACGUUCAGGUGGAAUCACAGUGGUUUCUACCACAAAUGAAGACGUGUUUUUAUCUAGUGUUGGAGCAUCCGAAGUUUCCCCAAUAGAAAACGCACAUAAUUUUCAUAAUUAUGCCAUGAACUUUUUAACGAAUUCUACAAGAAACCUGGUGUCCACAACGAAAGAUUCUGAAUUGCCAAGCUGCAACUGCCUUGAUCGAGUUAUACAAAAAGAAAAAGGCCCAUAUUAUACGCACCUUGGGGCAGGACCAAAUGUUGCCGCUGUCAGGGAAAUCAUGGAGACUAGGUAUGGGCAGAAAGGAAGUGCAGUAAGAAUAGAAAAAGUAAUAUAUACCGGAAAAGAAGCGAAAAGCUCUCACGGAUGUCCUGUCGCUAAGUGGCACUGCCCUACAGCAGUGACAGUGGUGCUGAUCCUGGUGUGGGAUGGCAUUCCCCUUCCCAUGGCAGACAGAUUGUAUACGGAGCUUACCCAAAACCUGCGGACGUACAAUGGGCAUCCCACAGACCGAAGAUGCACGCUCAAUGAAAAUCGUACCUGUACAUGUCAAGGAAUUGAUCCUGAGACUUGUGGAGCUUCAUUCUCUUUUGGCUGUUCGUGGAGUAUGUACUUUAAUGGCUGCAAAUUUGGUAGAAGCCCAAGCCCUAGAAGAUUUAGAAUUGAUCCAAGUUCUCCCUUACAUGAAAAAAACCUUGAAGAUAAUUUACAGAGUUUGGCCACACAAUUAGCUCCAAUUUAUAGACAGUAUGCUCCGGUUGCUUACCAGAACCAGAUACAAUUUGAACAUAUUGCCCGAGAAUGUCGGCUUGGCAACAAAGAAGGUCGUCCUUUCUCUGGGGUCACUGCUUGCGUAGACUUCUGUACCCAUGCCCACAGGGACAUUCACAACAUGAAUAAUGGGAGCACUGUGGUUUGUACCUUAACACGAGAAGAUAACCGCUCAUUUGGUAUCGUUCCUCAAGAUGAGCAGCUGCAUGUUCUACCGCUUUAUAAAUUAUCAGACACAGAUGAGUUUGGCUCAAGGGAAGGAAUGGAAGCUAAGAUCAGAUCUGGGGCCGUGGAUGUCCUCACACCGUGUCGCAAAAAAAGAACAUGUUUUACUCAGCCAAUUCCUCGUUGUGGGAAGAAAAGAGCAGCGAUGAUGACAGAAGUCUUCACGCGUAAGAUAAAGGCUGUGGAGAAGAAACUCAUUCCUCGAAUCAAGCGGAAGAAUAACUCGACAGUGCACGACAGUAAGGCUUCAUCCCUGUCGCAUUUAGGGAAUAAAACUGAGGCCUUGCAACCUGAAAUAAAAAGUGAAACUGAAACCAAUUUUAUCUUCAAAGGUUCGGACCACAUUCAAAUGUACUCACUGAUCCCAUCCAUUCCUCACCCAGUGAAAGAGGCACAUUUAUCCCGAGACUUCUCGGCCGCCAACACUGCUUCGACCUCAACAGCUUUUAAGGACGAUGCCUCGGUUUCGUGCGGGUUUCCAGAAAGAAGUAGCGAUCCCGACUGCACGAUGCCUUCUGGGAGACAGAGUGAUGCUCACGCUGCUGCUGGGGAAUGCGAUGGAAUCGCACAGCCUGGUGAAGUGAGUCCUCUUCCCACUUUGCCCACUCCCCUGUCCGAUUCCCUGGUUGGUUUUGAGCCUCCCGCGGGUCCACCUGAGCAGAUCCCUUCUAAUGAGCCAAACCAGCAGCCCCCACUCAUCACCUCUGCUCCUGAACUUGCUUCCUCUCUGAUGGAAGAUGAGCAGCAUUCGGAAGCAGAUGAGCCUCCAUCAGAUGACCCCCUGUCAGAUGACCCCCUGUCACCCACGGAGGCGAAAUUGCCCCACAUUGAAGAGUAUUGGUCAGAUAGUGAGCACAUCUUUUUGGAUGCCAGUGUUGGUGGGGUGGCCAUAGCACCUGCUCAUGGCUCUGUUUUAAUUGAGUGUGCCCGGCGGGAGCUUCAUGCUACCACUCCCGUCCAACACCCAAACAGGAAUCAUCCUACACGUCUCUCUCUUGUCUUCUACCAGCACAAAAACCUAAAUAGGCCCCACCACGGCUUUGAAAUAAACAAGAUUAAGUACGAGGCUAAAGAACCUAAGAAUAAGAAAAUUAAGGUCUCAGAGCAGAGCGAUCAGGCAGCUAAUGAGGGUCCUGAGCUGUGCCCUGAAGCGAAUGAAUUGAACCAAAUUCCUUCUCGCCAGGCAUUAACAUUAACCCAUGACAAUGUUGUCACCGUGGCCCCUUAUGCUCUCACACACGUUGCAGGGCCCUAUAACCAUUGGGUAUGAAGGCUGUUCUCCCCUUUUUAAUGCCUUUGCUAGUGCAGUGUAUUUUUCCAAGGUGCUGUUAAAGGAAAGUCAUAUUGUUGUUUACUAGAUAGAUCUUCAUCUCACCCAUUUGAAGGCUGAAGUAAAACAAGCAAAUGCAGUAGGGUGGGUAUUUCUUAACUGUGACUAUAUAUUUUGACAAUUGAUAGAAGGUGCACAUUUUAAGCAAAUAUAAAAAGUUUUAUAGUUUUAAAUACAUAAAGAAAUGUUUUGGUUAGGUGUUAACCUUGAGAGAAUCACUCAGUUUGGUGCUUUAAAUAAGUCUGUUUACUAUGAAACGAGUAAUUUUUAGAGGCUUUUAACUGAUAGUGUGCUAUGAUGUAAAAUCAAGAUACACAGUGUUAACUCUACACAGCUCCUGGUGCUUAACCACAUCGACACAGUUAACUAUAAGCUGAAUUAUUAUUUCAUGGUGCCAUUGUUUCAACAUCUUCCAAUCAUUGCUAGAAAAUAGGCAUAUUCCUUUGAAAUAAACCAAUGAAAAGUUUUCUCUCUUAAGGUGUCUCUCCUGUAUAAGAUAAUUCAUUAUUGUUAGUAAUGGUUGGACGCUGUUCAUAAAUUGUAAAUAUAUAUUUUAAAAGCACUUUCUAUUUUUAAAAUUAACUUGAAAUAGUAUAGUAUAAGAACCCAAUUGUCUAUUGUUUGUGCAUAUUUGCAUACAAGAGAAAUCAUUCUUGCUGUGUAGAGUUCCAUCUUAUUAACUGCAAUAUGUAUUCAUACAUGUGUAUGGUUUGUGUUUUUUAAUGUGUUCUUUCUCAUUCAAAUAUUAGCUACUUAUGUAAAAUCAAUCAUGCAAAAAUUGUUAAUGAUCUCAAAUUGGAAUUUGAAAGAUUAUCACCAACAUUGAUUAAUAUUUUCUUGGGAACUAAGUAAGUGUGAACGCUUAUUGAGCAGCACUGACCCCAAUUCACUUUCACUGUAACUUUCUCAAUAUAAUCCGUCAAAAGUGUUUCCGAAAGGAGAUUUGACAUGACAGGAUUCAGAAGAGUCAAAUGCUUCUAAAGUUUCAAGGUAAUAAAAUACAAAAAUUAAGUAGUGAGAACCCUAACCAUCCCAAAUUGCCUUAUUCUGAAAGUCAUUCCAGUAGAGACUAAAAUUUAGUAGAAAUAUUUUGAAAACAAAUUCCUUAUCAUUGCACAUGCAAAACAAAUAGUAGGAAUGAUAUAAAUAAGUUAGUCCAAAGUAGUUUAAACAUAUUAGUUUUGGGGAAAAUGAUAACUCUUCUGAGGUAAUUGCCUAUGACCUAGGUAACAGGAAAAUAGGCAUUCUGUUUAGUUUUUAGUCCUCCUACUAUUUCUUCUAUUACGUUUUCUGGUUCAUAGCAAAACAAAAGAGAUUGCCCAAACCAAAUUUUAGAUCAAGAAGAAAUUUCAAUGAAAUACUUGAUUCUGUUAAAAUGCAGAGGUGCUAUAACAUUCAAAGUCUCAGAUUCCUCGGGAGUAUGGAAAACCUAACGGUGCUUCUCCCCUGGAAAUGCCACAGGAAGCCCAUAACCGCUAACACUCACAAUUCUGGUGCAAAAGCAAACAAUUCCAGUAAGCUCUCUAAAUAAAAUUAAUCGUAAAUUAUUAAAAUAAUAUAUGGUGCAAAGUAUCCGUUUCAAGCUUUUGACUAAUCAAAGUAAAGGAACAUGAAGGGAUUGUAAAUAGCAAAAUGUCAUUGAUAGACUGUCUUGUACAAGUAGAUUUCUGCUUUUGAAUAGGUAAUAUAGGGUAAUUCAUUAACUUGUUUUAGUAUUUUGUGUGCCUUAGAUUUCUGUUGUAAAACAUGUAUAUUUUUGUGAGCCUCUGGUUUCUUAUACAUUUAAGUAUAUAAAUAAGUGAUUGUUUAUUGUUUCAGCUGCUUAAAUAAGAUAUUUACUAGUAGUAGACCAUCAGGAAUAUACCCUUGUAAUAUUUUAUUUUAGGCCUUAGCUCUCACUACAAGUUAUUUUCUCACCAGAUUUAAUGGAUAAAACUUAAAGAUCCUUUAUCCAUCCACCCAUCUAUCCAUUCAACACUUAUUGAAUGUCUGCAAAAUUUAAGUAAUAGCUUUUGUUUUCUUUGAGUCACCACCCAUGACAGUAAACUUGAAGAAUUAAAUCCCCUAGAAGAUACUCUAACACACAUUUUUC
Messenger RNA from Myotis davidii, 8443 nucleotides. RefSeq names its product tet methylcytosine dioxygenase 1 (gene TET1). Gene Ontology annotation, cellular component: nucleus. The record is from RefSeq and is a predicted model, not a curated record. The transcript is spliced from 12 exons. The coding region runs from base 1 to 6291 and encodes 2096 amino acids. Gene Ontology annotation, biological process: positive regulation of transcription by RNA polymerase II; oxidative demethylation. NCBI's taxonomy places the organism in Eukaryota, Metazoa, Chordata, Mammalia, Chiroptera, Vespertilionidae. Gene Ontology annotation, molecular function: DNA binding; DNA 5-methylcytosine dioxygenase activity; zinc ion binding.